AUGGAGCCAGGCGCCUUGCGUGAGAGCCCCGCCGGCUCCGGGGAGUCAGACGCCGGGGACUGGAGGGAGGUGACUCCCGGUAGAGAGGAGGAGGAAGAGGAGGAGGUGAAAGCUGCAGAAACUCCUGAAGCAACAACACUGGAGACCUGUGAUGAAGGUGAAAGACAGAAAGGAGUUGGUGAGCAGCUACACAGCCCCACAGACGAGCUGGACCCCAGAAUCCAGGAAGAGUUGGAGCAUCUAAAUGAAGCAAGUGCAGAAAUCAACAGACUGGAGCUGCAGUUGGAUGAUGCCAGAUCAGGGUACCGGAAGAUCCUCACAGAGUCUGCCAGGAAGCUUAAUGCUCAGAGCUCUCAGCUUGGGGGCUGCAUAGAGAAAGCAAGGCCCUACUAUGAAGCUCGUCGCCUUGCGAAAGAGGCACAGCAGGAGACCCAGAAGGCAGCUUUGAGCUAUGAGAGAGCGGUCUCUAUGCACACAGCUGCCAGGGAGAUGGUCUAUGUGGCAGAGCAGGGUCUGAUGGCUGAUGGCAAGAACACCCUGGAUCCCACCUGGCAGGAGAUGCUCAACCACGCUACCUCCAAGGUGAAUGAAGCCGAGGAGGAGCGACUUCGCAGUGAGAGGGAGCACAUGCGCGUCACACACGCCUGUCAGGAGGCCGAGGCUCGUGUUCAGAUGCUGCAGAAGUCCCUCAAAAGAGUCAUUGUGAAAUCCAAACCUUACUUUGAGCUCAAGGCCCAGUUCAACCACAUCCUGGAGGAGAACAAGACCAUAGUGAUGCAGCUGGAACAGCAAGUAGCCAAAGUGAAGACCCGCUACUCCAUCGCCUUACGGAACUUGGAACAAAUUAGCGAGCAGAUUCACGCUCAGAGGGAGUCCGAGGGAGGACGCACCAGCGUCUGCAGUGGGCGCAGUCCCCCCGUUGGAGCCGAGUCCGACGUCAGGGUUAAGAAAGAAGGCGGAGCCUGCGGUGGUGCGAUGGGGACGGACCGAGUGGAUUCAGCCAUCGAGCUGGAGAAAUACAAGGAGAAGGAGAAUGAAAAGGAGAGGGAGCGGGCUGGGUCGGAUUCCCUCUCGGUCUUCAGCCUGCAGACCAUCGCUUCCGACUUGGAGAAAUACGACUCCAUCGAGCACCUCGGGGACCUCAGCGAUGUCGGGAGCGUAACUGGGGAUGAGGGGGAGAAAGAGAGAGGCGGAGUGAUGGAUAGAAGAGACAAGCGGGUGGUGGAAACAUCCGCCAAAGAGCGCCAGCAGCAGUUCUACAAGCAGCAUCACCGGAGCUUCAGUUUGUGAGGCUGUCAUAGAUAUAAAACAGCUAAAAAACACUGCAAAAGUAAUGUGAGUUAUCAAGAAAGUGUAAAUUAGGGUAAACAUCCCUGACACAUAGGUACCAACCAAAGUAUAAGACAUUGAAUUUGCUCCAAAUCAGGAGCGAUGCAGUUGCAGGUGUAUGAUAUGAUGUGAUGGUGUAAAUAAGCACACGUACGUUGACUGACAACACAUUAUUCUAAUGCUGACACUGAUCAAUAGUUAAUAUUGCAGCCUAGUUAGAACACUACUGGAAUUUAAAGAGCUUUCAAACCUCCAGGACAAGUAUACUGUAUAUUCACUCCCUCUGAGGGAUUCUGGGUAGAAUUUGUUCCUUGAGCAUGAAGGAACAGUGAGGAAUGAUCAAAAGCCCCGUUUGAGCAGACAUGUUUAGAAAGACGUCAUUUCUUACUUUCCCAGUCUAAUCGUUGAUCUAAUUUGGUGAGACUAGUGAAAACAAAACCCUCCAUUGCCCCCUCCCCCCCUUCAGUCGUGUCGAGUCUUAUCAGCGAUUGCUUCAAGGUAGAGGGGUCGCAGCAGGAUCUCUCCGUACACACUGAGAUCCGCAAACAUAUCCACCCUCAUCAAGUUAGUGCGCAGGGAAAAAAUGACAAAAACGAUUCUCUGUCGGUGCAGAGUGAAAGCAUGUUUGAAUUCACAUUUCACAUAUUUAUUUCCAGUAACAUGCUGCAAGCGGUGCUUUAUUUUUGGCACGAGAGAAUGCGUUUUUUGACAAUUCCUUAAAGUCUGAAUGUGAUAAAGACUCUUUCCCACUCCGACAGCAUGCUCUCCUGGUUAGCUAUCUAAGCAGACAUUUAUGACAUGUAUUCGGGGCAAAAUGCUGAAACAGAAACUGACACAUUAAAGCUAAGAGGAUGAAGCUGUAGCCAUGUUUUCUUUUUUUUAUGUCGCUAUGCUGUAGUCUUAUGAAAAAGCCUUUCCAAAAUUUGUAUAAUUUGGAUAUUGUUUACAUUUGUAUCAGUGGAUUUCUUUUCCUCUUUUGUUUGCCUUUUUAAAAACAAUAUGCCCUUGUUGUAAUUUGAAGUGUGCCUUGACACAGAACAAGUAACAAAUUUAGCAUGAGUAGCACUUUGUUGUAAACUCACCUGUAGUUCUGUUUAGAACCAUUUAAAGAACAAGCGUGUGCCCUUUUAGGAUUUUUAAAAAAUAAUCGGGAGUCACCCGGGCACCACUUCCGAUGAGACUUGAAGAGUUAUGAUUUUUUAUUUUUUUAUUUCUGUACUUCCUCUUAUGAUAUUGUACUUUGAUUGUCAAAGUGUGAGAUGCAAAACGAUGAAGUCAAGAAAUGACUUGUAAAUGUAUGUAAUUAUUACAGAGCUGGAAAAUACUGACAUGUACAGUUACCGUGUGUUAACUGAUUUGAAUGUUUGACAAGUUUUGUUGUACAGAUGUUCUCACAGUUUGUCAUGUGUAUUUAAAAUCAUUAUUGUCGCAGUUUAUCUGAAGCACCUCACCUUCACUCCUGUCUUAACAAUUCACCCUUUUAAUGGCAUUUGUGAAUUAGUCACAGAAUGUCACUUUUUUAAUUUAUUGCAUUGUCAUAUCUAUAAUCAAUAAACCAAAUCAUACUUCUUG
Molecule: messenger RNA, 2901 nt
Organism: Sebastes umbrosus (honeycomb rockfish)
Lineage: Eukaryota; Metazoa; Chordata; Actinopteri; Perciformes; Sebastidae
Gene: sh3bp5la
Product: SH3-binding domain protein 5-like, a
Exons: 6
Coding region: 1-1290 (429 amino acids)
Biological process (GO): negative regulation of protein tyrosine kinase activity; intracellular signal transduction
Cellular component (GO): cytoplasm
Molecular function (GO): protein kinase inhibitor activity
Source: RefSeq, a predicted model, not a curated record